UUGUGGAAAAAUUGACAAGCAUAACUUAUGUCUAUUUGGAGUGAUGGGGUUUAGGCAGGUGUUUGCAGUGUCUGCAGUGUCUGCAGUGUCUGCAGUGCUGCUGUUGGUCGUGGUGUUUGGCUGUGUUGGUGAUGCUUGGAUCUCCAGAUGGUUUUAUCCGAGAUUGGGGUUUCUGCAUGACGGAGUUUCAGCCCAGUUUGACACUCAGAAACCAGUGCAAGAAGACCCUGCGGGAGAGGACCCUGUUGGACAAGAACCUAGUGAGCCCAUUGUUGAGCCUGUGGGGCAGGAGCCCGUGGGACAGGAAACUAGCCAGGCUGAAGACCCUGAGAGCUUCCAGUCCAAGCAGACAUUUGAGAACCCUCUGACUUGGCUCUAUCCUUCGAUUGAGAAGCAUGAGUGCAAUUCUACAGUGUUUGAGCGGCUAAAGCAGGUGGCAGCCAACAGUGUGGUGGCCUGGUGUGGGCAAAGUGUGGUCCGUGUGGAGGUGAAACAGGAACUUCUGGGGAUUGGCUGGCUCAUCCAGCCAGAGCGUAUCACUCUAGGAGGCUGUGCUGCCAUUGAGGAGGACGCUGAAGCUCUUGUGCUCACCUUUGAAUCAGAGCUGCAUGGCUGUGGCAGUGAGCUGACGAUGACUGAGGAUGUGCUGAUCUACACCUUCAGUCUUGUCUAUGAGCCAGAACCUCUUGCUAACAUUUCUAUAUUGAACACCAGUAAAGCUAUGGUUGAUAUUGAGUGCCACUACUUGAGGAAUCAUGAAGUGCGCAGCAAUUCCCUUAAGUAUGCCGUAAAACCUAGCAAGCCUGUGGGCCAAGAACCUAGCCAGGUUGUUAUAAAGCCUGUGGUAGAGCCUGUUGGCCGGGAACCUAGCGUAGAGCCUGUGGGCCAAGAUCCUAGUGAGCGUGUUGGAGAGCAGCCUGUGGGCCAUGAACCAAAUGAGAUUUUGGGUAAUGAACUUAGCCAGCCUUUAGGCCAAGAACCUAGUGAGCCUGUUGGAAAGAAGCCUGUGGGCCAGCAACCUGUUGGAGAGCAGCCCGUGGGCCAGGAACCUAGCCAUCUGUCUGUUGGCAAGCCUUUGGGUCAGGAACCAAGCGAGCCUUUGGGCCAAGAACCUAGCCAGGUUGUUAUAAAGCCUGUGGUAGAGCCUGUGGGCCGGGAACCUAGCGUAGAGCCUGUGGGCCGGGAACCUAGCGUAGAGCCUGUGGGCCGGGAACCUAGCGUAGAGCCUGUGGGCCGGGAACCUAGCGUAGAGCCUGUGGGCCGGGAACCUAGCGUAGAGCCUGUGGGCCGGGAACCUAGCGUAGAGCCUGUGGGCCGGGAACCUAGCGUAGAGCCUGUGGGCCGGGAACCUAGCGUAGAGCCUGUGGGCCGGGAACCUAGCGUAGAGCCUGUGGGCCGGGAACCUAGCGUAGAGCCUGUGGGCCGGGAACCUAGCGUAGAGCCUGUGGGCCGGGAACCUAGCGUAGAGACUGUGGGCCGGGAACCUAGCGUAGAGACUGUGGGCCGGGAACCUAGCGUAGAGACUGUGGGCCGGGAACCUAGCGUAGAGACUGUGGGCCGGGAACCUAGCGUAGAGACUGUGGGCCGGGAACCUAGCGUAGAGACUGUGGGCCGGGAACCUAGCGUAGAGACUGUGGGCCGGGAACCUAGCGUAGAGAACCUCGUAGAGACUGUGGGCCGGGAACCUAGCGUAGAGACUGUGGGCCGGGAACCUAGCGUAGAGACUGUGGCCCGGGAACCUAGCGUAGAGACUGUGGCCCGGGAACCUAGCGUAGAGACUGUGGCCCGGGAACCUAGCGUAGAGACUGUGGCCCGGGAACCUAGCGUAGAGACUGUGGCCCGGGAACCUAGCGUAGAGCCUGUGGGCCAAGAACCUAGUGAGCCUGUUGGAAAGAAGCCUGUGGGACAGGAACCUAGCCAUCUGCCUGUUGGCAAGCCUUUGGGUCAGGAACCAAGCGAGCCUUUGGGCCAAGAACCUAGCCAGGUUGUUAUAAAGCCUGUGGUAGAGCCUGUGGGCCGGGAACCUAGCGUAGAACCUGUGGGCCGGGAACCUAGCGUAGAGCCUGUGGGCCAAGAUCCUAGUGAGUGUGUUGGAGAGCAGCCUGUGGGCCAUGAACCAAAUGAGAUUUUGGGUAAUGAACUUAGCCAGCCUUUAGGCCAAGAACCUAGUGAGCCUGUUGGAAAGAAGCCUGUGGGCCAGCAACCUGUUGGAGAGCAGCCCGUGGGCCAGGAACCUAGCCAUCUGUCUGUUGGCAAGCCUUUGGGUCAGGAACCAAGCGAGCCUUUGGGCCAAGAACCUAGUGAGCAUGUUAGGGAGCCUGUGGGCCAGGAACCUAGCGAGCCUGUGGGCCAGCAACCUGUUGGAGAGCAGCCUGUGGGCCAGCAACCUGUUGGAGAGCAGCAUGUGAUCCAAGAGCCUGUGGGCCAGCAACCUGUUGGAGAGCAGCAUGUGAUCCAAGAGCCUGUGGGCCAUGAACCUGGAGAGCAACCUGUGGAUUAUGAGCCUGUGGGUCAAGAAUCUAGUGAGCCUGUGGGCCAGCAACCUGUUGGAGAGCAGCCUGUGGGCCAGGAACUUAGCCAGCAGCCUGUUGGCGAGCCUUUGGGUCAAGAACCUAGUGAGCAUGUUGGAGAGCCUGUUGACCAUGACCCUGUGGGCCAAGAACCUAGUGAGCUUGUGGGCCAAGAACCUAGUGAGCCUGUGGGCCAGCAACCUGUUGGAGAGCAGCCUGUGGGUCAGGAACUUGGCCAGCAGCCUGUUGGCGAGCCUGUGGGCCAAGAACCUAAUGAGCAGCCUGUUGGUGAGCCUGUGGGCCAGGAACCUAGCAAGCAGACUUUGGGUCAGGAACCUAGCGAGCCUUUGGGCCAAGAAUCUAGUGAGCAUGUUGGAGAGCCUGUGGGCCAAGAUCCUAGUGAGCCUGUGGGCCAGCAUCCUGUUGGAGAGCAGCCCGUGGGCCGUGAUCCUGUGGGGUCAGGAACCUAGUGAGCCUGU
This is a messenger RNA of Oncorhynchus keta (chum salmon), 2989 nucleotides long. Its product is annotated as histone-lysine N-methyltransferase 2D-like. Gene Ontology annotation, biological process: egg coat formation; positive regulation of acrosome reaction; binding of sperm to zona pellucida. The coding region runs from base 44 to 2980 and encodes 978 amino acids. Gene Ontology annotation, molecular function: acrosin binding. Gene Ontology annotation, cellular component: extracellular matrix. The transcript has 5 exons. The record is from RefSeq and is a predicted model, not a curated record. NCBI's taxonomy places the organism in Eukaryota, Metazoa, Chordata, Actinopteri, Salmoniformes, Salmonidae.